Molecule: messenger RNA, 1512 nt
Organism: Morone saxatilis (striped sea-bass)
Lineage: Eukaryota; Metazoa; Chordata; Actinopteri; Moronidae
Product: somatostatin receptor type 5-like
Exons: 2
Coding region: 1-1512 (503 amino acids)
Biological process (GO): neuropeptide signaling pathway
Cellular component (GO): membrane; neuron projection
Molecular function (GO): neuropeptide binding; somatostatin receptor activity
Source: RefSeq, a predicted model, not a curated record
AUGGAGCUCAUCCAGGCCACCCAGGUUUCCUUGCUGCCUCAGGAUGCUCCUAUAGCUACCUGGAGCAACAACUCCAUUCACCCCUUCUCAAAUGUCCUGCUCCUGUCCACUCCUUCUGAACCACUUCUCGACUUCACCCCGAGUGACGGCUGUUUCCUCUUAAACGGCAGCUGCCAGAACGCCACCACAUCAACACCUGGAUCACUCCCUGGCUUGGCUGGAAUCUUCAUCCCUCUUAUCUACGGGAUAGUGUGUGUUGUUGGCCUUGUGGGCAACACCCUGGUCAUCCACGUUAUUGUUAACUACACCAAAAAUGAGUCAGUCACCAACAUCUACAUCCUCAACUUGGCCAUUGCAGACGAGCUCUUCAUGCUGGGCCUACCGUUCCUGGCGGUACAGAACGCUCUGCUUUCUUGGCCCUUUGGCUCUCUAAUGUGCCGUGUGGUCAUGACAGUGGAUGCUAUCAACCAGUUUACCAGCAUAUUCUGUCUGACUGUGAUGUCCGUGGACCGCUACCUGGCUGUGGUGCACCCCAUCCGCUCCUUCUGGUGGCGUCGCCCCCGUGUAGCCAAGGCCAUCAGUGCCACAGUUUGGGCAGGGUCUUUUGUGGUGGUGCUGCCGGUGGUGGUGUUUGCAGACGUUCUGAAGGAUGAUGGGAACUGCAGCAUUGUGUGGCCUGAGCCAGCUGAAGUGUGGAAGACAUCUUUCAUCGUGUACACAUGCACGGUGGGCUUCUUCUGCCCCUUGCUGGUUAUCUGCUUGUGCUACCUGCUGAUCGUCAUCAAGGUGCGCAGUGUUGGAAAGCGAGCACAGGCCACGUCCUCUCGGCGCAGAAAGUCGGAACGUAAAAUCACCCGGAUGGUGGUUGUCGUGGUGGCAGCGUUUGUCCUUUGCUGGCUACCGUUCUAUGCUCUGAAUAUCGUCAAUCUCCUGGUGGUCCUGCCUGGGGACUUCAGGGGGCUCUACGUUUUUGUUGUUGUGCUGUCAUAUGCAAACAGCUGUGCCAACCCCAUAUUGUACGGAUUUCUGUCUGACAACUUCAAGAGAGGCUUCAGGAAGGCCCUGUGUGGCACUUCACGUAGGGUGAAGAACAACGACAGGGCCGGCACUGAGGUACAGCGACCUACCGAGGAGUGGGGUGGCAUUGUGCUCCGAGCACAAAAAAGUGAAGGAGUCAUCAGUGUGCAGAAGAAAGAUUGUGGUGAAAAGGAGGAAGAGGAGGAAAUCAAUGGAACGGAAGGGGCCAUACAGAUGAGUGAAAUAUGCAAAAGCUCACAAAAUGGAAACCACAACGGAGUAACAGAGGACGCAAGGACACAGGUGGCGCAGAGGGGUAAGCCUGAGCCGGAUCACUCUGGUCCGAGUGCCAAAAAUGGAGAACUGGCAGGGAAAGGCCCAGGCUCUGAUCCUGCUGAGGCAGUGUCCUCUAUGGCCAGUAAAAAUAGAAACAGCAUGUUACAACCUGAAGAAUUCCCAGGCAAACACUCUGUGCUUGAAAUCAGCUAUCUGUAA